This is a messenger RNA of Cladophialophora yegresii CBS 114405, 1755 nucleotides long. RefSeq names its product NADH dehydrogenase. Gene Ontology annotation, molecular function: NADH dehydrogenase activity. Lineage: Eukaryota; Fungi; Ascomycota; Eurotiomycetes; Chaetothyriales; Herpotrichiellaceae. Bases 1 to 1755 code for a protein of 584 amino acids. The record is from RefSeq and is a predicted model, not a curated record. The transcript has 3 exons.
AUGGCGGGCAAACUACCUUUACGCAUGAUGCCAGGCGUCCCAAUGGUGUCAUACAGGCCGCUGUCAAUGCGAGCUCUUUCAACUUGCCCCAGGUCGAACUUGUCAGUCGCAAGUGCUUUGAAGCCAUCUCCAUUACUCCCUCGACCUUUGGUUUCACAACCAUUCCGCCGUUCCUACGCCGAUGCUCCCAAAGUCGAGUUGUCUCCGACACCCAAACCCCGGCGACGGUUCAGAUUCCUUCGCUGGGCAUGGCGAUUGACCUACCUCUCCGUUCUCGCUAGUGUGGGAUACGUCAGCUAUCAGGUCUAUGACCUUCACCAUCCUCCAGAUCAAACCGACCCCGAUCCGAGCAAGAAAAAUCUUGUCAUUCUUGGUACCGGUUGGGGCACUGUAUCUCUACUGAAGAAGCUGGACACCGAAAACUACAAUGUUGUCGUCGUUUCGCCACGCAACUACUUCCUCUUCACCCCUCUGCUUCCCUCCUGCACCGUCGGCACCAUCGAACACAGGUCUAUCAUGGAGCCCAUUCGAAACAUCCUGCGACACAAAAAGGCAAAUGUCAAGUACUAUGAAGCCGAGGCUACCAAAAUCGACUAUGAGAAGAGAAUCGUGUACGCCAAAGACGAGUCAGAGAUCAAGGGUGACGUAAUGGAGACAGAGAUACCCUUCGAUAUGCUGGUUAUCGGUGUCGGCGCUGAAAACGCUACCUUCGGAAUCCCCGGUGUUCGCGAACAUGCUUGCUUCCUGAAAGAAGUCAACGAUGCUCAGAAGAUCCGCAAGCAGAUCAUGGAUUGCGUCGAAACUGCGUCUUUCAAGGAUCAGUCUCCAGACGAGAUCAGGCGCCUUUUGCACAUGGUCGUUGUUGGAGGUGGUCCCACAGGUGUUGAAUUCGCCGGCGAACUCCAAGAUUUCUUCAUGGAAGAUCUGCAGAAAUGGGUGCCGUCGAUCAAAGACAGUUUCCACGUCACUCUGGUCGAGGCACUCCCCAACGUUCUGCCCAUGUUCAGCAAGCAGUUGAUCGAGUACACUGAGUCAUCAUUCAAGGAAGAACAUAUUGAGAUCCGGACGAAGACGAUGGUCAAGAACGUUACCGACAAGUACAUAGAGGCAGAAAUCCAGAAGCCCGAUGGCAGCAAAGGUAUCGAGAAGAUCCCGUACGGAUUGCUUGUCUGGGCGACCGGCAACGCCGUGCGGCCUGUGGUCAAAGACCUCAUGUCUCAAAUCCCGGCUCAAGCCAAGGCCCGCCGCGGUCUCGAGGUCAACGAAUACAUGGUCGUGAAUGGCGCGGAGAACAUCUGGGCUGUUGGUGACUGUGCGGUCGCCAACUAUGCUCCUACCGCCCAGGUUGCCGCGCAGGAGGGAGCUUUCCUCGCCCGGCUCUUUAAUACCAUGGCCAAGACCGACGCGAUCGAGGCAGAGAUGCGCGAACUGUCCGCUAAGCAAGCCAAUGCCAAGCCAGAUGAACGCAAGGUCAUUCUGGAGGAGAUCAACGAGCGACAACGGCAAUUGCGCCGCGUCAAGCAGAUUGGCGCCUUUAGCUAUUCGCACCAAGGAUCAUUGGCGUACAUUGGCGCGGAGAAGGCUGUGGCCGACGUCAGCUGGUUCAGUGGUAACAUUGCCUCCGGGGGCACCAUGACCUACCUGUUCUGGAAGAGCGCAUACCUGAGCAUGUGCUUUAGCACACGGAACCGUAUCCUCGUCUGCUUCGACUGGGUCAAGGCCAAGUUCUUCGGCAGAGAUGUGUCGCGGGAGUAG